AGAUUGGGCAAUACGGCUCGAUGUGAUUUUGUUAAUUUUUAUUGGUCUUGUGACGGAAUUUAAUUGCAAUGCAAGGUAAAUAUUUUGACCGACAAAAUAAUAAAUGAUAGAUCGAAAAAUAACUGUAAUCCGUUUCGAGAGGUUACUAAACCCUAGUAUAAGCAGGUUAAGGACAUACCAAUGGGGAAUUGCAUAUAAUCAACAACCGAUCAAAAUACCUCAUACCUAAAAAUAUCACUUCAAGUAACGUGAUAAAUAAGUCGCGUGCAACUUAUCACCCAAAUUUAAAAUUACCGCAAUUACGUACUAGGCAACAAAAAUACUGCAGUUCAUUGUUUUUAUUGCACCAGACUCUACUAAAUAUAGUGAGGCACUGUCAUCAUUACAAUAAUUAUUAUUAAUGUUGUGUUAAUUUCCAAUAAUCUUAUCGUUCGCUUGUUUAUUGCUCCCCCUCGUGGAAAUGUACAAGUCACAAGAUAACUGACCCCCUACGAGUCAAGCGUCUUCUGUAAUGACGACACACUCCCGGAGAAUUGCUGUGUUUAUACUAAAUUACGAGUUACGAUCGUCGAAUUGCGUGCGAAAAGCAUGUUUUUAUUAUGUAAAAAAUGAAUGGUCCAGAAGGACCAAGCUGUCAAGAUAGUUGUGGAAGUGUAAAUAAUUCACAGGCAGCCAUGGAGCGCCUAGGAAUGGAGGGAUCGUCAUCCUGCGAUAGAAGUCACGGCGAAGUUAAAGUGAACAGCAAGAGAUUCGGAAGGGGAGCCGUACAAUCAGGUCUGACCCACGAAUGUGGUGUGUUCGGAGCUAUCAGUACCGGCGAUUGGCCGACGCAGGUCGACGUGCCUCAAGUCAUCUGUUUAGGACUUGUCGCGUUACAGCAUCGAGGACAAGAGUCAGCCGGUAUUGUCACAUCGGAGGGCAAGAACGCUCGCCAUUUCAACUCUCACAAAGGCAUGGGACUGAUCAACAAUAUAUUUAACGAUGAAGCCAUGAAGAAGCUUAAAGGAAACCUCGGAAUUGGACACACUAGGUAUUCGACAUCAGCUGCAUCGGAGGAGGUGAACUGCCAACCGUUCGUGGUACACACUGCUCACGGCGCUCUCGCCGUCGCACACAACGGGGAACUCGUCAACUGUGGCAGUCUCAGGAAGAUGGUAUUAGGACGCGGAGUGGGUUUAUCCACGCACUCUGACUCCGAGUUGAUCACGCAGGCGCUCUGCCUCAACCCGCCGGAAGGCGAGACUAAUGGACCCGACUGGCCUGCAAGAAUCAACCACCUUAUGAGACUGGCGCCCCUAAGUUAUUCACUGGUAAUUAUGUUGAAAGACAAAAUCUACGCGGUACGUGACCCGUACGGCAACAGACCACUUUGUCUCGGAAAGAUUUUACCUUUAGGAUCAUCAUAUGUCUACAAACAGUCUUCAGCGCAGCAUGCCGCGGUUUUAAUGAACGGUUGCGCCAAAAACGGCGUAGAUGAGAGAGCAGAGGGUUGGGUCGUGUCGUCUGAGUCAUGCGGCUUUCUCUCUAUUGGCGCGCGUUACGUCCGCGAGGUGCUCCCGGGCGAGAUCAUCGAGAUGUCCCGCCACGGCGUGCGCACUGUGGACGUGGUGGAGCGGCCCGCAGACAAGCAGCAGGCAUUCUGUAUCUUCGAGUACGUGUACUUCGCCAGGGCAGAUAGUAUCUUUGAAGGUCAGAUGGUGUACUCAGCCCGCAUGCAGUGCGGCCGCAUGCUGGCGCGGGAGUCCGCUGUGGACGCCGACAUCGUGUCCUCCGUGCCAGAGUCAGGGACUGCCGCCGCGCAUGGGUACGCCAGACAGUCUGGCAUCCCGUUCAUGGAGGUCCUGUGUAAGAACCGCUACGUGGGCCGCACGUUCAUCCAGCCGUCCACGCGGCUGCGGCAGCUGGGCGUGGCCAAGAAGUUCGGCGCGCUCUCGGAGAACGUGCGCGGGAAGCGCAUCGUGCUCAUCGACGACUCCAUCGUGCGCGGGAACACCAUCGGGCCCAUCAUCAAGCUGCUGCGGGACGCCGGCGCCGCUGAGGUACACAUAAGGAUAGCAUCUCCUCCGUUGAAGUACCCGUGUUACAUGGGCAUCAACAUCCCCACACGGGAGGAGCUCAUAGCCAACAAGAUGGACUCCUUCAAACUUGCUGAGCACGUCGGUGCCGACAGUCUAGAAUACUUAAGCGUGGAGGGCUUAGUAUCAGCGAUACACUACAACAUGAAGACCACGCCCAGCGAUGGGCUCGGCGGCCACUGCACGGCCUGCCUCACGGGCGAGUACCCCGGCGGAGUGCCCGACGACGAGUGGUGAGCUACACUCCGCGCAAGACACGAUACACCAUGUUACACACCUUAUACAACACGCUGAGACACUUUAUAUCGACUGGGUAUAGCUAUAGAAGUCCGUUCAUACCGAUUUACAGUGAUUUGUAGGUAUUGGUAAUUAUGUUUUUAGCUAUACUAGGUGUCAAACCUAUUUUGUUCCCUAAUGAUACAAUAGGAACUCUUUGAAUUUGAUUGCGUACGGUUAUUUUGAGAAGCCGGACUUCUGCUGCUGAUACACUGCCCAGUCGCUAUAAAGUUCGAAUCGAAGUAAAUAAGGUUGAUUGUAACACUAUAAUCCUAUAAAGUUAUUUUAAAUUAAGAAUACUUAAUAUACUGCUGUGUGUAUGAGAUGUUAAAGUUGUAUGGAAUGUGUAACUUAGUUGUUACUGGUACAGUCGCUAACUUCAGUGGUUUUAAUACCUAUUUUGUGAUGCUGCUCUUGUGUAGUCGACUGUACUGUUAUAUUUACAAAUAUAUUGUUAGAUCAAUAUUCUAUAAAUUAUGGUGGUAUUUGGAAAAGUAAGUGUUUGUUGCCUGAUGUGUUCUAAACUUAUACACAUACAAUAAAAAACAAUGGUUUAAAAUUUCAUUUUAAUGGGCAAGUAGUUGUUGUGUACUUCUAGUGCCAUGUUCAUAAUACAUAUAAUUUACAUCUACUUCAAUGUCGAAUAUGACAUUCAAACAAACACUCAAACACAAGGCAAUGGACAAAAUAUGUAUGGUAUGGUCCUAUUUCAUACUUAUACUCAAAUUCUUUAAUUUAAUACACGUUUACUGUCUUCUAUUGACUUAUUUGUGUAUUGUUAUAUUUUUCUUACUCGAAUAGUUAAUGAAAAUGGACCAUUCAGUUUUAUCUUCUACUUGUAAGCUGCGUUUCCACCAAUGUCACGUAAGGAGGUAAGUUUGUAGAAUUAAUAGUGUUUUGUAGGUAUUAUAAAUAACAUAUUUUAACACUAUUAACAAAAUUAUAAACGACAAUAAUUGGAUCAUAUUUUGUUUUCAUAUUUUUAAUGAAAAAACUUCAAUUUAUCCAUAAUAUACAACAUACAUCCCGAAUUACGGCACUGAUCCCUGGUGGAAACUCAGCAUAAAUUUGUAUUGUUAUAUUUUGCCUAUAGUAAGUCUCUUACAAACUCGUAUGACGGUCCAAGCAAUAUAUUUCUCUACAAUGUGCAUUUCUUUCGAAUUGUUUCUCGAAUAUAGAAUUAGAAUUUAUUCCUUUUAGCUAAGGUCGUGCUGGCUACGACAGAGUCUAUAUUACAGCUAAACUAGUGAUACAAUUAAUAUAAGAAUAUUAUUAAGAGUUUAUACAAAAAUAAACAUUCCUAUAAAUAAA
Molecule: messenger RNA, 3662 nt
Organism: Trichoplusia ni (cabbage looper)
Lineage: Eukaryota; Metazoa; Arthropoda; Insecta; Lepidoptera; Noctuidae
Product: amidophosphoribosyltransferase-like
Exons: 14
Coding region: 609-2312 (567 amino acids)
Biological process (GO): purine nucleotide biosynthetic process; purine nucleobase biosynthetic process
Molecular function (GO): amidophosphoribosyltransferase activity
Source: RefSeq, a predicted model, not a curated record